Hyaloperonospora brassicae is the source of this 246-nucleotide messenger RNA. Lineage: Eukaryota; Oomycota; Peronosporomycetes; Peronosporales; Peronosporaceae. The record is from the annotation of a GenBank genome assembly.
AUGUCGUUCAUCCAGCGCCUCUUGUCGUACGUGAUCAACGACGUGGCGGUCAAGACGCUGUCGAACUCGCGCGCGUUCCAGCGGGUCGCGCUCAAGACGCACUACCACUUGGAGGACGCCAAGACAAUGGCAGCCACGGGCGCAGACGUGCUCAAGAACUCGGUCGAGACGUACGUGCCGAAGGUGAGGGACUUUAGUCAGACGUUUCGGGACGAAGUGGCGCGGGAGAUGAAGAAAAUGAAGUGA